Messenger RNA from Pelobates fuscus (common spadefoot toad), 1164 nucleotides. It is a transcript of the gene FER1L5, whose product is annotated as fer-1 like family member 5. Bases 137 to 745 code for a protein of 202 amino acids. Gene Ontology annotation, biological process: plasma membrane organization; membrane fusion. The transcript is spliced from 8 exons. The record is from RefSeq and is a predicted model, not a curated record. NCBI's taxonomy places the organism in Eukaryota, Metazoa, Chordata, Amphibia, Anura, Pelobatidae.
CAGUCACUGCUCCAUUAUUAGAGAGAGCUAUUCUAUGCACUGUGUGACUCCUUUCUCUGUCAGGGUCUAGUAUGAGCUGGUUGAAUACGUAGUAAAAAAGCCAAAAUAUUCCUCUGCAUUCCAAAUCAGUAGCAGGAUGUUGCGCCUUACAAUUGUUUCUGCAAGGAUUCACCAUUCUAAAUCUACUAAACCAGAGUGCUUUGUGACAGCAAAUUUCGAAGGGACAGAAAAACAAACAACAGUUGUGAAGAAACAAACUCCUGUUUGGAAUGAGACAUUUGAGUGGUCAUUGGAGGGAUUCGUACUUGACAGCCAAUCCCAUGUUGAACUUGAAGUGCAUGGAACGUAUAAUGGCGAAGUGAGCAUUUUUGGCUCAAAUAAAAUACAUCUGAAAGAACUGCUGAGUGUACAGGAACAGCUACAGACGCUCAGUGAUAUCCCGCUGCUAGAUCCUAAAAAGAAACCAACAAUGAACACCCUCACCUUGAAAGUUAUAUGCACUUGGAAGGAGAAAACAGGCAAAGUGAAUAUACAUGAAGGUUUAAGAAUAGAACAAGAUCAGUGGAAAAGGGAUUUCAGUGACAAUGUGCAAGACUUUCAGGUCCGAGUCCGAAUCAUUGCAGGUCGGCAACUAUAUGGAAAUAACAUCAAGCCUGUGGUAAAGGUGCUGGUGGGGAAGAAAUCUCAUCAUACAAGUGUACGGAGAGGAAACAAUCCGUACUUUAAUGAGGCCAGUACGGAGUAACAAAUGAUGUGUUCUCAACAAUUGUCCUCAACAUAAAUCUCUGCAUAUCAUAACUAACAUCAUCUUGCAUAUUAAUGGUCACCACUAUAACAAUUUAGUAUAAAAACUAAAUGAAGUUAUGGCGGCUCUUUUACUGUAUUGUGUUAAACUAUUUUCAAAUGGCUAAACCUAAAUUUUAGAGAAAGGACAUACCGUAUAACAUUCAGUAGCAUACACGUAAAUAAGUGUUGACAUGUACACAUACAUCCUGUCCAAUUUUAAAAAUGGAAGGUUAAAGAAACAUAAAAAUGCAAACUGGAAAAAGCAAUUCUUAAUCUACAGAAAAGGAUUGUCCCGGUGGUGCAUUCAAAGCUACUAUGCCCGUUGGAAUUCCCCAGUAUUAUUUAGUGAACAACCUUGUCUGUUCACUAACAAAGCUA